Molecule: messenger RNA, 3138 nt
Organism: Daktulosphaira vitifoliae (grape phylloxera)
Lineage: Eukaryota; Metazoa; Arthropoda; Insecta; Hemiptera; Phylloxeridae
Product: synaptic vesicle glycoprotein 2B
Exons: 13
Coding region: 1008-2411 (467 amino acids)
Biological process (GO): transmembrane transport
Cellular component (GO): membrane
Molecular function (GO): transmembrane transporter activity
Source: RefSeq, a predicted model, not a curated record
UAGUGCGCAAUCGGUUAACACAUACACUAGGCUAAUUGAUCUACUGCGAUUUCCGUCAGUUGUUCGACGUGCCUGAAAAAGUCGCUGCGACGCUAAUGAAGUGCUACGACCAAUUAUUGUAAACUGCGAUUAUUUUUCGACAAUCGUAUAAAAAACGGUCGUGAUUACGCACGUUCGCGUGUUUAUGUUGUUUGCUUUCGAUUGUACGCCGUUUAAACGUGUGUUGCGUUAUGUUUUAUUGUAAACUCGUGUCACAACAAUGAUGUUUGCCUGCCGACACACACAGGGAACUUUUAUCAUCGGUCAACGCGACCUAACCGUUGAUAAGAGAGAAAAAAUCGCUUGUAUUUCGAAAUUUACAGAAAAAAAAAAAACCGACCAUUUCUUUUGAUUUCCAUCUUGUCGGGGCGUUUUCUUCACAGUGCGACAACAUAUACACGUACACGUAAGGGCUCUGACUAUUUAGUGUCAGAAUAUAAUCGACAAUUAAUGGUAUACGCGAUUGUAAAUGUUAAUGUUUGACUCCGGUAGUUGCUAUUUGGAUGUACUCGGAAGAGACAAUACUGUUGUGUUAACUUGUACAAGCACCACAUUUAUGUGCGCUAAUCUGUCUUCGUUAUGGAAUGCUUACAGUCACAUUCUCGUGUAAAUUUGGCAUUUGUAGAACACUGACUAUUGUAUUUGAACUGAUACGAAACAUUGGUGUUUUGAUUUUUUGUAACUACGGAAUCCAAAACCGUGUUCCCGAAAUCUUAAACGCACAAUGAUUUUUAAUAGCUAACGAUGUAAAGUUUAACAAUGGAAGAGUGAAGAAUCAGGAAACCAUCGAUCUAAAAAUUAAAGGUGGAACUAUAGAUCGACUUGAUAAAAAAUUAGAAGGCAUUGAAAAUGGUGCAUUCCAAAGUAAAGAAGUGGCAGAUUUUGAAAAUGCAAUUGAACUUACAGGAUAUGGAAAAUUUCAUUAUUUACUUUUGGUUGUGUGUGGCUUUGUUAGUACCAGUGAGGAAAUGGAUGUUAUUUGUAUGUCAUUUAUAUUACCAUCUGCUCAGUGUGACUUGAAGUUAAAUACCUCAUCAAAAGGAUGGCUUAACUCAAUCAUUUUUAUAGGUAUGAUGGCAGGAGCCUAUAUUUGGGGCUCUCUAGCUGAUGCACUUGGCCGUCGAAAAGUUCUUAUUGUCAUUAGUUUUAUGAAUGCCCUUUGUAUAUUUGCAUCUACAUUUGCACAAUCAUAUAGCGUCUUCAUGUUCUUUAGAUUCCUUAAUGGAGCUGCAUUGGGAGGAAGUGGUCCAGUUAUAUGGUCUUACUUUGCUGAGUUUCAGCCAAAGUAUAAACGGGGCACUAUGUUAAGCUCUAUGGCAGCAUUCUGGACUCUAGGAAAUUUAUUUGUUGCAACACUUGCUUGGAUUAUUAUACCUCAAGAAAUUGGUAUAAAGUCUCCAUUAUUUUUAUAUAACUCAUGGAGAAUAUUUUUAGCCAUUUGUGCUAUUCCUAGUGUUCUUGUUGCUAUCUUCUUGUUAUUUUUACCGGAAAGUCCAAAAUUUUUGUUGGCUCAAAAUAAUCAUGCCGAAGCAUUAAAAGUUUUUAAAAAAAUUUAUGCUGUAAAUACCGGCAAUGAUCCAGAAAUGUACCCAGUAAAAAGCUUGAUUACUAAGGGAAGUGCUUUAGACCAAGAAAAAUUAAAAAAGAAGUCUUUUAAAAAAAUGACUGAUGAAGUUGCCCAAAACACAAAGUUAUUGUUUAUGCCUCCUAUAUUAAAGUAUACUUGGAUAUCCAUUGUGAUUAAUCUCAGUUUCCACAUUGGAUAUUAUGGUCUAAUGAUGUGGUUUCCUGAGCUUUUUCAUAGAUUUGAUGAGUUUGCACGUGCUCAUAAUGGCAGUGAAAAUGCUUAUGUUUGUCAGGUAACUGAUUUUGUUGUAAAUAGUGGAUCUCAUUCACAUGUUGAUUUAUGUUCUGAUAAAAUUGAAAGCAGUGUAUUUCUAGAAUCAUUAAUUACUGUUGCUGCAGCAAUACCUAGUAAUAUUCUUGCAGUUUUGGGAAUGGACACUUUAGGAAGAAAAUUCUUUUUAGUUUUCAGCACAAUGGCUUCAGGAAUUUGUGCUGUUGGUAUGUCACUUAUUACAAAUAAAAAACAGAAUCUUAUAAUAUCAGCUAUUUUUAGUAGUGUUAUAAGUUGUGGUAAUGCUGCAUUAGAUUGCUUGAUUACUGAAAUAUUUCCCACAAACUUAAGAGCUACUGGUAUGGCAAUAUCAAUGGUAGCUGCUCGUCUUGGUGGUAUUAUUGGUAAUAUUGUAAUUGCUACAUUGUUGGAUCUUUACUGUCCAUUACCUACUUACAUAGUAGCAGUGCUUCUUAUAGGAGGUGGACUUUUAUGUCUGAUGUUGCCAAAUACAACAAGAGAACCACUUACGUGACCUUAAAGAAUAUUUUUUAAAAUUGAAAAAUUAAUUUAUAAUAAAGAACUUACAUUUAAUUAACAGACAGAGAAUAAAUUGUGCUAGUUUUUAUGUUUGCACUUACAGUAUAUAUAAAUUAAUUUAAAAGAAUAUAUAAAUAAAAAUAGAAUUUAAUAUUAUUGCAUCAUUUUCUGAUUCAAUGGUGCUAUAUUAUGUGUAAAAUUUAUUUGAUUUUGUAUAGUUAUUUCAUAGACCAUACUUUUUUUAAAUAUAUUUUUUACACCAAAUUUGUAAAUGCACAAUUUUUUUUAAAUUAAUUGUGACACAGGUUAUUUAGUUAUUAUUAGUUAUUUAAAUUCAUAGAUAUAAAAGAAAAGACCUUUUAUAAAAUUAUUAUUUUCAGUUUUAUCAUUUAUAAUUUUUAUAUUACAAUGAUAAAUUAUGUACAUAAUUUUAUGCUAUGAUAACAAUUAAAUAUUUUUGUGGAAUUGUUAGGACAUAUUAACCAGAUUGUUGAUAAUGCGGCAAUUAUUAUUUAUUAUAAAAGAACUAUCUUUAUCAAUUUUAUAAAUAAAAAAUUAUAAAAUAACAGUUCAUAACAAAAUGAUUGAAGUGCUUAUGCUCUUAAUGAUAGAAAUUACAUAUAAGUAUUUAUUUAUACAAACAGUAUUUACUUUAUAUAUUUUGUGCUCAAAAUUGAAAACCAUUAAAUGUAAGGAAUUCAAAAUUAUGCGCUUGAUUUAUU